AUGAAACAAUUCAUAAGUCCCAAACUAUGGUUCAAUUUCACCACAUCCGUUUCCUCUCCUUUCUCAUAAUAACACUAGCAGCAGGCCUCUUCCCGGGCACCCAUGCAGUCUACUAUAAAGUCACCAACACCGCAGGGGGAACCCCCGGCGGAAUUCGCUUCAACAACAAAAUCGGAGCAGACUAUAGCAGGCAAACCCUAGUCUCCUCCACCAACUUCAUAUGGCGCUUGUUCCAGCAAAACACAGCCGCGGACAGAAAGAGCGUCUCCAAGGUAACCUUAAUUGUUGAAAACAUCACUGGGGUGGCUUACGCCGUCAACAAUGAGAUCCACGUCAGCGCUAGCUACAUAGCUGGUUACUCUGGCGAUGUUAAGAAGGAGAUCACCGGUGUGCUUUACCAUGAGUCAACGCACGUGUGGCAAUGGAAUGGGAACGGUCAAGCCCCAGGGGGGUUGAUUGAGGGAAUUGCUGAUUAUGUGAGGUUGAAGGCAGGGUACGCGCCAAGUCAUUGGGUUCAGCCGGGGCAAGGGGAUAGGUGGGAUCGGGGGUAUGAGGUCACUGCUUGGUUUUUAGACUAUUUGAAUAGUUUGAAAAAUGGGUUUGUAGCUGAAAUGAAUAAGAAAAUGAGAAGUGGUUAUAAUGCUAAUUAUUUUGUUGAUAUUCUGGGGAAGAAUGUUGAUCAGCUUUGGAGUGAGUACAAGGCCAAGUAUGGAGGAAGAUGAAUUAAUGUAGUGCUUCUGUAGCCUCAUGCAGGCCAAGGACCGAUGUAAGUAAAUAAAAAUGUUGUAUUAAUCUAUUUGAUCAUAAUAAAAUGGUGUUCCAAUUAA
Messenger RNA from Pyrus x bretschneideri (Chinese white pear), 827 nucleotides. RefSeq lists its product as uncharacterized. Bases 27 to 722 code for a protein of 231 amino acids. The transcript has a single exon. Lineage: Eukaryota; Viridiplantae; Streptophyta; Magnoliopsida; Rosales; Rosaceae. The record is from RefSeq and is a predicted model, not a curated record.